Stylonychia lemnae is the source of this 1599-nucleotide messenger RNA. NCBI's taxonomy places the organism in Eukaryota, Ciliophora, Spirotrichea, Sporadotrichida, Oxytrichidae. The record is from the annotation of a GenBank genome assembly.
AUGAAUGAUCCCAACAAAUAGAAGGAUUAGGGAAAAUAAAACAGAUAAGAAAGUAUUCUCUAGUAUGUUAACCCAUCUAAAAUUUUAACCUCAUUCUUGGAUAUUCAGAAAAAGAAUGAGAAAAAAGUAAAUGAAUGUAUUUAGAGAUAAAGAAUGCCUGAGUAUAAUGAAGAAGAAAAAGCAAAAAAACCAAAAAAGAAAAAAAGAUAAAAGAAGCAAAAUUAGAAGGAAGUUAGAAAAUAGGUGAUAUAAGUGCUGACAACUUAAGAGAAGGAGCUGAUGAAAUUUAAGCAAAUUGUUUAAGCUAACCAGAGUAAAUCGCUCGAUCACGAGAGGAUUAAGCAAUCUCUUUUUUAUUUCAUGAAUAAUAACUUAACUCUCGAAAGAUUAGAACUUGACUCUAAUAUAUCUGAAUAAGACUUUUAGCAAUUGAAGUACUUGUCUCCCAAGAAUAAAGCUUAGUUUGCUAUAAUUGAAAUUGAAUUUUUAAGGCUUGGACAGAGUAUUUGGAAAACAUUUGUGAUUGGCAUUUUACCUGUCAUUAUCCUGCAUGAAGUAGAUUAAAAUGGUAAAAUUAGACUUAUAAAGACUAGAAUUUAACUACCUAAUGUUAGACACUUCGCUUGGACUACUAACGAUAAGCAACAAUUGUUUCUCACUGGUGGGUAAAAGUGUUAUGAAAAGACAUAUUAUGGUGUGAAAGAUAAUUAGGGUUUUGAUUUUAAACUUUCAAAUGAUUCAGACAAAAUAAUGAUAAAUAAGAUAAGUAAUGUCCCAAAACUAAAUCAUCCUAGAUUUGGACAUAGUUGUUUCUACUUUAGAGAAAGACUCUAUGUAAUAUUUGGUAGGAAAAAGUAGUAUAAAGUUGGAAGAGUGAAGUAUGAUAAGUAUUCGCUAUAUCACUUAAGUUUUGAAUUUUGGGAUACAAGAGAAACCCCUGAAUUUUUCACUGAGCAAAUUUUGAAUUAUCCACUAGAAGUAGAAAAGCAAAUGCUCUUCCAGAUACCUCAAACUGAUUAAUUCUAUUUCUUUGGUGGUAUUGAGCCUGAUUAAAACAAUAAAUUGGAGCAUAAGAGUAGUCUCUAUAGUCUCAAAGUGACUGAAACAGAAGUAAUUUAAGAAUAAUUGCAAAAUAUUAAGGAACAAAAUAUUGAUCAAGAGAAUAGCUAAUAAAUCAAAGCGUUAUAUGCUCAUGAAAAAAGAAAGAAGAAGUAUAGAUCUAAGAAGGAAGACGAUUUUAAACAAGUUAUAGAUAUUGAAAUUUAGAUAAUGGAUGAAUAAUUAUAAUUUAAGGGCAACCCAUAGUUUCACAGUUCCUUAUAAAACAGAAUAUGCUCUCAGGAUGGAAUGAAAUGGGCUUUUGUUGAUCUUGAUAAUUUCAAGCACUUUUUGGACUUGAAAGAAAAGAGGAUAUUUUAUGAUGAUACAGUAAGAUUGUAAGAAGAUGAAGAGGCUAAUGAUGAUUAGAAUAUUUAAGAUUUAAACUAUAUUGGUAUCUUUGAACAAGAUCGUGAUGAUUAAGUUAAUUGGAUAGUUGACUAUAAUAAUGGCAUAACGAAGCUGGAGCCGACCGAGGAAUUGGAUAGGAAAGAUAUUUGA